CACGCUAUUAACACCUACAUCUCUUAGACUUUAAGAACUUUUGUUACUUCCUUCGAACUUUACAAAAUGCAAGUUUCCAAGAUCGCUUUGGCUAUUGCCUUUUAUUCCCUUAGUGUCGCCGCCUUUCCAAUCCGGGCCAAUUGUGGACCUACCACAAGCCGUGAGCUUCAAAAUGGAGUUACUAGUGGCACUGAAGUUGCGGUGAAACACGGUUUUAAACUUCAAGCCCGCGAGGAUAAGCUUUUUAAAUGCGGUAAAUUGUUACGAUCAAAAUAUCGGGUAACCUGUUCUUAUGGUAAAGUACAGUAA
This is a messenger RNA of Pyricularia oryzae 70-15, 309 nucleotides long. RefSeq lists its product as uncharacterized. Bases 67 to 309 code for a protein of 80 amino acids. The transcript has 2 exons. The record is from RefSeq and is a predicted model, not a curated record. Lineage: Eukaryota; Fungi; Ascomycota; Sordariomycetes; Magnaporthales; Pyriculariaceae.